AUGGCCGCUGAAAUCCCUGCAUCAAACGGCACUGCUGGAGAGAGAAAUGCCAUUGGUAUCUCUUUCGGAAACUCCAACAGCUCAAUUGCCUACACUACCGUUGAGGAUAAAGCCGAAGUUAUUGCCAAUGAGGAUGGUGAUCGUCAAAUUCCUUCCAUUUUGUCUUAUAUCCACGGCGACGAAUAUUACGGCCAACAGGCCAAGCAACAACUCAUUAGAAACAGCGGAAACACCGUUGCCUAUUUCAGAGAUUUCCUCGGACAAGACUUCAAAUCGAUAGAUCCUACACACUGCCAUGCCUCAGCACAUCCUUUGGACCACGACGGCACGAUCGCAUUCAAGAUUCAAGAUAAAGAGGAAGGCGAGCCAUCGACUGUCUCCGUUUCCGAAGUCGCAACCAGAGUAAUCCGUCGUCUCGCACAAUCCGCAUCGGAUUUUUCUGGAAAGCAAAUCAACUCAGCUGUUAUCACAGUCCCAACAAAUUUCUCAGAUAGCCAGAAGGCAGCAUUGUCAAAGGCUGCAAAUGACGCUGGUCUUGAGGUUUUACAACUCAUCAACGAGCCAGUAGCUGCUUUAUUGGCCUAUGACGCAAGGCCAGAGAGCAAAGUCGCAGACAAAAAUGUGAUCGUCGCUGAUCUUGGAGGAACUCGUUCUGAUGUCGCAGUCAUCGCAUCAAGAGGGGGCAUGUAUACCAUCCUAGCAACUGCACAUGAUUAUGAAUUCGCUGGUGUUCACCUUGAUAAGGUCCUGAUGGACCAUUUCUCCAAGGAAUUCAUCAAAUGGAACUCAAUCGAUCCUCGUGAGAAUGCUCGAAGUCUCGCAAAACUCAAGUUGGAAGCCGAGGCUACUAAGAAAGCACUUAGUAUCGGAACAAACUCCAACUUCAGCGUUGAGAGCUUGGCAGAAGGUAUCGAUUUCUCUUCUACCAUUAACAGACUUAGAUAUGAGACUAUCGCACGCAAGGUCUUCGAUGGAUUCAACAGAUUAAUUGAAGGCGUUGUUAAGAAGGCUGGAUUGGAUGCACUGGAAAUUGACGAGGUCAUUCUUUCAGGUGGUACAUCGCACACCCCAAAAAUCGCAUCCAAUGUCCAAUACACAUACCCUAACGCCACAGUUCUCGCCCCAUCCACUAGCCCCACUGCGAUCAACCCAUCUGAAUUGCAAGCCCGUGGAGCUGCGCUUCAAGCAUCUCUCAUUCAAGAAUUUGACGCCCAGGAUAUUGAGCAAUCUACUCACGCUGCCGUCACCACUGUUCAACAUAUCACAAAUGCCAUUGGUGUCCUUUCCAUCUCUGGCGAGAGUGACAAGGGUGUCUUUACACCAAUCGUUGCUGCCGAAACUGCUCUUCCAGCCCGCCGAACCGUCGAAAUUGCCGCUCCUAAGGAAGGUGGUGAUGUUUUAGUCAAAAUUGUCGAGGGAGGAUCGCACAUCAAGGUCACCAAGCCAGAGCCAAAACCUAAAUCCAACGGAGCCAAGGUAGAGGACGCAAACUCGGAUGAUUCAGAGGAGGAUGAGAGCGAAGAGGAAGAAGAGGAGCAACGUGAGAGAAUCUGGAAGGUCGGAAAUGUCCUUGCCGAGGCCGCGAUCAAGGGUGUCAAAAAGGGUAGCAAGGUCGAGGUCAUGAUCAACAUCAGCAAGGAUUUGUCAGUCACCGUGACGGCACGGGAAGUUGGACAGAAAGGAGGUGUUAAAGGAGUUCUCCCAGCUCCUUCAAGCUAA
This is a messenger RNA of Sclerotinia sclerotiorum 1980 UF-70, 1719 nucleotides long. RefSeq lists its product as hypothetical. Gene Ontology annotation, biological process: 'de novo' cotranslational protein folding; regulation of translational fidelity; protein refolding. Bases 1 to 1719 code for a protein of 572 amino acids. NCBI's taxonomy places the organism in Eukaryota, Fungi, Ascomycota, Leotiomycetes, Helotiales, Sclerotiniaceae. Gene Ontology annotation, molecular function: ATP-dependent protein folding chaperone; ATP binding; misfolded protein binding. The record is from RefSeq and is a predicted model, not a curated record. The transcript has 3 exons. Gene Ontology annotation, cellular component: cytoplasm.